UUCGUUUGGGAGCAGCAAUUAGGAGACUUCCAGAGAAUGAUUAUCGUAGUUUUCGUCAACAAGCAAUUACAGUUUUUAAUAGAAGAUUUGCAGAGUUUGACGAUGAUGCAUAUAUCUUAUGCUUUUUUUUACAUCCUGGAUACACUGGAACGUUCCGGCGUAUUCUUUUGGCGGCCGAUGGUUUCUAUGAAAAAAUGGAAAGACCAGCGAAUGAAGGAAGAUCAGCGAAUGAAGAAAGACCAGCGAAUGACGGAAGACCGGGGAAUGAAGAAAGACCGGGGAAUGAAGAAAGACCAGCGAAUGAAGAACUUACUAACGAAGAAACGGAGGAUACUAUCAUACCGCUAGAAGUAUUAAAAAUCGAGGAAAUCUUGAAUCUUGAUGCGAUUGAUUUCACAAAUGAUCUAGGUGAAUUAAUCGUUGAUACUAAUUUUGAAUUUCCUGAUGAGGAAAAUAUUAUUGUUCGGGAUAAUAAUUUAGAAAAUGAUGAGGAGGAUUGGGAUCCUGAAAGAGAGGCCAAUGCAAUGUUAAACUAA
Dentiscutata heterogama is the source of this 536-nucleotide messenger RNA. The record is from the annotation of a GenBank genome assembly. Lineage: Eukaryota; Fungi; Glomeromycota; Glomeromycetes; Diversisporales; Gigasporaceae.